Messenger RNA from Caenorhabditis elegans, 1838 nucleotides. RefSeq names its product Rieske domain-containing protein (gene F20D6.11). NCBI's taxonomy places the organism in Eukaryota, Metazoa, Nematoda, Chromadorea, Rhabditida, Rhabditidae. Gene Ontology annotation, molecular function: 2 iron, 2 sulfur cluster binding; oxidoreductase activity. Bases 11 to 1660 code for a protein of 549 amino acids. The record is from RefSeq and is marked reviewed. The transcript has 9 exons.
UAUAAUAACAAUGGCUCUCGCCAAUUGGCUAACCCCUGUUGAGCCGGAAUGUGACAAUGAUGAUUCUCCGGCAGUGGAGGAAAUUCUCGGUAGAAUCGAAGAUGUACCGCCAGGAACUAAGAAAAUGUUCGAAGUUCGUGAUCGUAAAGUUUUGGUGAUUAACGACGAGGGUCGAAUUUACGCUAUUAAUGGAUUGUGUUCUCAUUACAAUUUCUCAUUGGAGAAUGGAACAUAUGCAAAAGGAAGAAUUAGGUGCCCACUUCAUGGAGCUUGCUUUAAUGUUCGAUCGGGAGAUAUUGAAGACUAUCCAGGCUUUGACAGUCUUCAUUCUUAUGUGGUUACUGUCAACGAUGGAAACCUUAUUAUCAAGACAACUGAAAAGAAGCUAGGUUCUGAUCGUCGAAUUCGACAUCUUCCAAAAAUGAAGCAGUGUAAUGAUCGACCAGUUGUGAUUAUCGGUGGUGGUGUAGCUACAGCUACAUUCAUUGAGCAUUCUCGACUUAAUGGUCUUAUAACCCCAAUUUUAGUAAUCUCAGAAGAGUCUUUGCCGCCUUAUGAUAGAGUCUUGCUGUCUAAGAAACCAGCAGCAACCGGAGAGGAUAUUCGUUUGAGAAAAGAUGAUGCGUUUUACGAAGAGAGAAAUGUCAAAUUUCUUUUGAAAACAUCGGUGAUUGCAGUAAAUCAUAAAAGUAGAGAAGUCAGUUUAUCGAACGGAGAAACUGUUGUUUAUUCAAAACUAAUUAUUGCUACUGGAGGAAAUGUUAGAAAGUUGCAAGUACCCGGAUCAGAUUUGAAAAAUAUUUGCUACCUUCGUAAAGUAGAAGAAGCCAACAUAAUUUCCAACCUUCAUCCUGGGAAGCACGUCGUCUGUGUAGGCUCAUCAUUUAUCGGAAUGGAAGUGGCAUCCGCUCUGGCAGAAAAAGCUGCGUCAGUUACAGUUAUUUCCAAUACUCCGGAGCCUCUUCCAGUUUUUGGAUCAGAUAUUGGUAAAGGAAUCCGUCUGAAGUUUGAAGAAAAAGGAGUAAAGUUCGAGCUGGCUGCAAAUGUGGUUGCUCUUCGUGGAAACGAUCAAGGAGAAGUCUCAAAAGUUAUUUUAGAGAAUGGAAAAGAGCUUGAUGUAGAUCUUCUUGUUUGUGGAAUUGGUGUUACCCCAGCCACUAAGUUUUUGGAAGGAUCUGGUAUCAAAUUGGACAAUAGAGGAUUCAUUGAAGUUGAUGAAAAGUUUAGAACUAAUAUCAGCUACAUCUUCGCAAUGGGUGAUGUUGUCACAGCUCCUCUCCCACUUUGGGAUAUUGACAGUAUCAAUAUUCAACACUUCCAAACUGCUCAAGCACAUGGACAACAUCUUGGAUACACUAUUGUUGGAAAACCUCAACCUGGACCUAUUGUUCCAUACUUUUGGACUCUGUUUUUCUUUGCGUUUGGUUUGAAGUUCUCAGGAUGCAAUCAAGGAUCCACAAAGGAAUACACUAAUGGAGAUCCUGAAACUGGAACUUUCAUUCGAUACUUCUUGAAAAAAGACAAAGUCGUAGCUGUAGCUGCUGGUGGUCCAUCCAGUGUUGCCUCCCAGUUCGCUGAAAUUUUCAAAAAAGGAAUCGAAGUCACUCUGAAGGAUUUGAAAAACAGCAGCGAUCACACUUGGGGACAUCUUCUGCUAUAGACGAGUGUAGGAAUUCAGCAGUAAAUAAAUAAACUAUUUGUUUGAUUAAAAAAAAUUUUUUUUGUGUUUUUUAUGGAAUGAACUAAAAACUGAUUUAUAUGUAUUCGCUGUUCCCAAAAAUCCGAUUUCUGAAAAAAAAAACCAUUGGCUCUUCCUUUAAUAAAAACUGAGAAAUAUU